Molecule: messenger RNA, 6371 nt
Organism: Chlorocebus sabaeus (green monkey)
Lineage: Eukaryota; Metazoa; Chordata; Mammalia; Primates; Cercopithecidae
Gene: CNGA4
Product: cyclic nucleotide gated channel subunit alpha 4
Biological process (GO): potassium ion transport; monoatomic cation transmembrane transport
Cellular component (GO): intracellular cyclic nucleotide activated cation channel complex; plasma membrane
Molecular function (GO): protein-containing complex binding; intracellularly cGMP-activated cation channel activity; voltage-gated potassium channel activity
Source: RefSeq, a predicted model, not a curated record
GCAUUCCAGCCUGGGCAACAGGGUGAGACUCCGUCUCCCAAAAAAAAUAAAAAAGUAUUUUGCCAAUGUUAAAUACCUGGUUUUUAUCAUUGUGCUAUAGUUAUAUAAGAUCAUAACGUUAGGGGAACAUGGAUAAGGAAUUUAUAAGAACCCUGUAUUAUUUUUGCAACUUUUCUGUAAGCCUAAAAUUAGUUCAAAUAAAAAGUAUUUAAAAAGAAAUCGAAGUUUCAGACCAAAGGAUCAACAUAUACCAGGGAAAGGAAGAAUGGACAGCAUGUGGGAGGUGCUAUAAGAACUGAAGUCAGUACAGUGUGUCUGGAGCCUAGGCAACAUGUGAGGAAACAUUGUGAGAUGAGGCUGAAGACAUAGACUGGAGAACUUUAUAAACCAUGUUAAGGAAUUUAGAUUUUAUUUUUGGGAUGAUAGCUGUAAAGAAUUUUAUACAUAGAUUGAUAGUGAGGGGGACUUUGCAAAAGACCAAACAAGCUGAUAAGGCCCAAACUAGAGUAGCAAAAAUGCAGAGAAGUGGACAUGUGGACUUCUAGAAGGUAGAUCACCAUGGUUUGAUGAUUGGGUGGAUAGAGGAGGAAAAUAAGAGGAAGAAUUAAAAACUAAUGCUUAGUUUACAUAAAUUCAAAAACAGGUAAAACUAAACUGUGAUAUUAGAAUUCAGGUAGUGAUUAUUCUUGGAAAAACAUUGACUGAAAGGGGCAGAGUGGGGCUCCUGAGGCACUGGUGAUGUUCUGUUUCUUGACCUGAGUGCUUGGUUAUAUGGGUGUGUUCACUUUGUGAAAAUGUAUUAAGCUGUACACUGAAGGAUUAUACACCUUUCUCUGUGUUUGUUUGUUCUGGUUACUAUGCUCUGUGACAAACCAACCCAAACUUAGUGUCAUAAAAACAAUAGCCAUUUUACUAUGUGUACAAAUUCUGGGAAUUUGGACAAGAUGCAACAGGAAUGGCUUGUCUCUAUUCCAUGAUAUCUGGGGCCUUAUCUGUAAAGCUUGAACAUCUAGGGGUGAUUUGAGGCUGGUGACUGGAAGCAUCUGGAGGCUUCUUCAGUCACACAUCUAAUUCCUGGUCUGGGAUAACGAAAAAGCGAAAGUCAGUGGGGAAACUGUCAAACAGAACUUCUCACAAUAUGAUGGGUAGGUUCCAAGAGAGAACAUCCUGAGAGGGAGCUACCAGACAAGAAGCAUUCCAAGAGAACCAGAGGGAAGCUGCAUGGCCUUUUAUGAUCUGGCCUUAGAAGUCAUACAACAUCACUCCUGCUAUACUCUAUUGGUUGAAACUAUCACAAGGGAUUGGUGUCGAAGAAUUUGUGAACAUUUUUUUUAACUGCCACAAUGUUAUACAGUAAUAAUAAUAAAUGCUGUCAUAGGUUUUUUGCUGAAAGGGCAUAGAUAGGAAUUCUAGAAGAAAAAGUGGAGGAAGAUAAUGAGCUCAGUUAUAGACCCAAUGGGUUGAAGGUGACUGCGGGAUAUCCAAGUAGGAACAUCCAGUGAGCAGUUAGUCAUAUAGAAAACCGCAGCUCAGGGAGAGUUCUCGGGAGCCACUGUAUGGGAAAGGAAGUCCUGUGGGUGACUGACAUCAACCAGACAGCGUUAGGAGGAUGGCAAAAGUGGAAAGCCUAGAACAGAAUCCAAGAAAAAAAAAACACCGUCAUAGAAGGAAUAGACAGAGGAGCUUAUGAAAGACACUAAAAAUAAAUAAACAGAAAACUAAGACAUUAUGGCAUCACAAAGGAUUUUAUUCAUUUUGUUGCAUUAUUUUGAAUAUUGUCUUUUUAUUUUAACAAGCGUAACACUUUUCAAAAAGAAAUUAAGAAGCCACGGGAAAAGAGAGUUUUACAAAAAUUAAUUAGGGACCACAGGUUUUUCUUCUAAGAAACACUCCAAAAACACAAACCUGAUUUUAUCACUGAACUGUGCAAAACUCUUCACAGGUUCUCUGUUGCCAUUAGGUAAAAUCCAAGCUUUAUAACAUGGCUGACAGAACUCUUCCUGAGCUGGCCUCUGUCUAUCAUUCAACCUCAUCUCUCACCGCUACCCACUAGGCCAUCUAAAAAAAGCCAAUUGAUGUUUGCCCAGUCACCCAUGCUUUUUGAUAUCUCUAUGCCUUUGCCCACUUUGUGCACUCUGCCUCUAGUGCUCUUCAUCCUCCCAUCUCUGUACCCAACUCCUAUUCAUCCUGUAGAACCCAGGCUCUGUAGGGACACUUCAUGGAUACUAUAAUAACCUUCUGUGUAUCCACCUAACAGAGUACUCAUCAGUAGCCUGGCAAUGACUGCUGCUGUUUAAUUACCUAAUGUGUAAUUACCUGCUGGCCUGACUAUUUCACCUAGCAGACUGUGAGCUUCUGGAGAGGUGAGAGUGUGUCUUAUUCAUCUCCAAUUCCUAGUACUUAGCACAAUAUUGGCCUGGCACACAGAACACCUGCCUAUGGGUGUUAUGAUUUUGACUUGUUGACUGAGAAAGAUGAUAGCAGUGAAAGGAACAUCAGGUUGAGGGAGAACUUAUAGUGUUUUGUUUGUUUUGAUGUAGGAGAUAUUUAAGCAGGUUCACAAAAAGAGAAAAGUUGAAAGAUUAGGGACCAUAAAACACAUGGAAUAGUUGGUAGGAUGAGGUACUAGAAGUAACAAGAAGGAAAUGAACACAAAAGAACCAUAGGAUGGCCCCAUCGCACUAUCUAUGAUAGUGGUGUGAUGGGGAAAGAUGUAGGUGGAGGUAGAUAUGGGUGGGAUGUAGGUUACAAAAAUAGAGCUCACUUCUCAUGUGAGAGACAUCUCUUUGUCCCUGGACAAUAGUUUAGCACCUGACAUAGAUGAGCCAUUCAGUAAUAAUUGUUAAAUAAAUAAAUAGUGAGGCCCAAACAGAGAAUGUACAAAGAUAAAACAGAGUGUUUGAUCCUACACUAAAACUCAGGUCUUCUGACCCAGAGGACACCUAUGUAGCUCAGUUGCUGUGGAAAGAGGGGAGGAGGAAAACAGAGACAAGACCCAAGUUUCCCUCUGAGGCAUGCACCCCCACCUUCUCCAGGGAUCUUAUUAGAGGUGUUUAGCUGGGCAGGCAGAGUGCUAGAGCUAGACUCUAGCACUCAGUAGCGCUAGCUCUGGCUGUGUUGCUAAGAGCCUCAAAGACAAAGAAGUCACAGCAGGAGCCCAAGGGCAGCCUCCUUCAGGCAGUCAGGCACUAGCCCCCAACUCCCAAGUCCCCUACAGGCAGAGAGGGUGUGAAUAUCUCACACCCCAGCACCAGACCACAGAACUAUGAGCCAGGACACCAAAGUGAAGACAACAGAGUCCAGUCCCCCAGCCCCAUCCAAGACCAGGAAGUCGCUGCCUGUCCUGGACCCAUCUGGGGAUUACUACUACUGGUGGCUGAACACAAUGGUCUUCCCAGUCAUGUAUAACCUCAUCAUCCUCGUGUGCAGAGCCUGCUUCCCGGACUUGCAGCACGGUUAUCUGGUGGCCUGGUUGGUGCUGGACUACACGAGUGACCUGCUGUACCUACUAGACAUUGUGGUGCGCUUCCACACAGGAUUCUUGGAACAGGGCAUCCUGGUGGUGGACAAGGGUAGGAUCUCGAGUCGCUACGUUCGCACCUGCAGUUUCUUGUUGGACCUGGCUUCCCUGAUGCCCACAGACGUGGUCUACGUGCGGCUGGGCCCGCACACACCCACCCUGAGGCUGAACCGCUUUCUCCGCGCGCCCCGCCUCUUCGAGGCCUUCGACCGCACAGAGACCCGCACAGCGUACCCAAAUGCCUUUCGCAUUGCCAAACUGAUGCUUUACAUUUUUGUCGUCAUCCAUUGGAACAGCUGCCUAUACUUUGCCCUAUCCCGGUAUCUGGGCUUCGGGCGUGACACAUGGGUGUACCCAGACCCCGCGCAGCCUGGCUUUGAGCGCCUGCGGCGCCAGUACCUCUACAGCUUUUACUUCUCCACGCUAAUCCUGACUACAGUGGGCGAUACACCGCCGCCAGCCCGGGAGGAGGAGUACUUCUUCAUGGUGGGCGACUUCCUGCUGGCCGUCAUGGGUUUCGCCACCAUCAUGGGUAGCAUGAGUUCUGUCAUCUACAACAUGAACACUGCAGAUGCAGCUUUCUACCCAGAUCAUGCGCUGGUGAAGAAGUACAUGAAGCUGCAGCACGUCAACCACAAGCUGGAACGGCGAGUUAUUGACUGGUAUCAGCACCUGCAGAUCAACAAGAAGAUAACCAAUGAGGUAGCCAUCUUACAGCACUUGCCUGAGCGGCUGCGGGCAGAAGUGGCUGUGUCUGUGCACCUGACUAUUCUGAGCCAGGUGCAGAUCUUUCAGAACUGUGAGGCCAGCCUGCUGGAGGAGCUGGUGCUGAAGCUGCAGCCCCAGACCUACUCACCAGGCGAAUAUGUAUGCCGCAGAGGGGACAUUGGCCGAGAGAUGUACAUCAUCCGAGAGGGUCAACUGGCCGUGGUGGCGGAUGAUGGUAUCACACAGUAUGCUGUGCUCGGUGCAGGACUCUACUUUGGGGAGAUCAGCAUCAUCAACAUCAAAGGGAAUAUGUCUGGGAACCGCCGCACAGCCAACAUCAAGAGCAUAGGUUAUUCAGACCUAUUCUGCCUGAGCAAGGAGGACCUGCAGGAGGUGCUGAGCGAGUAUCCACAGGCACAGACCGUCAUGGAAGGGAAGGGACGUGAGAUCCUGCUGAAAAUGAACAAGUUGGACGUGAAUGCUGAGGCAGCUGAGAUCGCCCUUCAGGAGGCCACAGAGUCCCGGCUACGAGGCCUAGACCAGCAGCUGGAUGAUCUACAGACGAAGUUUGCUCGCCUCCUGGCUGAGCUGGAGUCCAGCGCACUUAAGAUUGCUUACCGCGUUGAGCGGCUGGAGUGGCAGACUCAAGAGUGGCCGAUGCCUGAGGACCUGGCUGAGGCUGAUGACGAGGGUGAGCCUGGGGAGGGAACUUCCAAAGAUGAAGAGGGCAGGGCCACACAGGAGGGACCCCCAGGUCCAGAGUGACCCCAUACCUAUCCCCAGGAUUCCCACCUCCUAGUGAAUCCAGUUGUAGUAAAGCCUAAUUGCUGCAACUCUGUCAUCCUGUCUGUGGGAUCACAGACAUAGGAGCAAAUUGGUCUGUAGAUGCCCAGCUAGAGACAUAGGAGUAUAGUGUACAUUCAGCCCCCACUCACCAAUACACACACACACACAGUUGCUCAUAGACCUGUUGGCCCCAAGACUGUGCAUUCCAUCUAAAAUGCUCUGGAAUUUCCAUUCUCAGAGCACAUAGCACACAUGCUUUCUCACAAGCACUGAUGUAUCUUACACCUACAUAAUAUAUACACAUUCAGUCAUGCACCUCCUAAACACACAUAUGCUGGCAGUCAUACACCAAUAGACACAGAUGCCCUUCACAGGUGUGCACACACUUGUGAAAACACAAAAGCACACCCUGGGCCCUCUAGGUCUAAGAUGUCUUUUGAAUGUUUCCCAUAUGGGCGAUUCACAAGUAUACCCUGAAAGUUGCACUUCAAUAAAGUAUUUGCCUCCUCCCUAAGCAUUUAUGGGGCUGGAAAGAAAAGGCAAAGUCAAUGGUGGGCCGGGAUGGAUUCUGUCUGAAUUCUGAAGUCUGAAGCCUGAAUUCUGAGUCUCAGAGGUGAUGAGCAUGAACUGUGUAGUAUCUAGUGAGUUAGAGUCAGAGGUGAGGUACCUUAAGAAUAGAGAAUCAAUAUUCAGCCUAGGCAAAGCAGGCUCUCACAUCACACUGCUGUAACAGUGCCCAUGCACACUGGCCUUUGCAUCCCACACUAGAGCAUAUGUUCUUGAUUUAUAAGCUCUGAGAGGUUUCAUCUAGUUAAAUGGGCCAGAGCAGAUACUUCUUCUUUUUCUUCCCUCUGGCCAACCCUAGAGCCUAGAUCCAGGGCUACCCUGUGUUCAGGGCUGAUUCCAAGAGAAGAAUAGUUCCAUUCUCCCAACAGAAAGAGGGUAAAUAGUUCCAACAGGACCAUUCACCUGGCCCAGCCAUACCAUGACAAUUGUUGGAACUGGUGUUGGUGCUGGUGGAAAUCCAGCCCUUCUUCUUUGCACAGUAUUCCAAAACAUAGGGGAGAGUAGAGACUAGGUUCAGUGGAAUAUUACGGUCAGAGGCAAUUAGAGAUGAGGGUGUUGGGAAUUUUGGAGUUGAGUCUGGUAUACUUGGAAGGAGGUCUGUACUUGGGGCAGGAAAGGUAUCAUAGGGUCUAUGGGGAGGAGUCUGAAGUCACAUCUGAACCAGAUUCACCCUGAGUCACCAUUGCAGCUCCUCCAGGGCCUGGCCAGUCUUGAGGUCUGAGCUGUGCCAGGUGGUAGUUUAAAAUAUAUCCAGGAUUUAACCUAUAGAUAUAACUGAGUGAUGUAUCUG